Messenger RNA from Rattus rattus (black rat), 2096 nucleotides. RefSeq names its product solute carrier family 52 member 2 (gene Slc52a2). The coding region runs from base 480 to 1832 and encodes 450 amino acids. NCBI's taxonomy places the organism in Eukaryota, Metazoa, Chordata, Mammalia, Rodentia, Muridae. Gene Ontology annotation, cellular component: plasma membrane. Gene Ontology annotation, biological process: riboflavin transport. Gene Ontology annotation, molecular function: riboflavin transmembrane transporter activity. The record is from RefSeq and is a predicted model, not a curated record. The transcript has 5 exons.
CGAGUCUAGCGCAUUAGCCGGCGUCUUAAUACGGUGCUUGGGCUGGGGUUUGGCUACCUUCCGGGCAAAGCGGCAUUCUCUUGGUGCUGGGCGGGCUGCUCCGGUCCCACGCCCCUGAUGCACAACACUUAGCAGAGGAGCCCUGAAUAAAGUCAGCCAGCCACGCCCCUCGCCGACCCAUGCCGGCUGCCUGAAGUUCGCUGUCAUCCAGUUUGGUUUAGCCGCGCCGAGACUUGGUCCUCCGCAAGCAUCAAGGACUGUUCUUUCGUUGGUCCUCCUCUCCGGAGCCACGCUUUAGGCCAGCUUCUUGCUCCUCCUCUUGCCAGUCCUGUUCUGAGGGGUCCUGGUGCAGGCUUCUUGGUGAAAGAAGCUUGACCCUUUUCUCUGGAAUAGCUAGAGAAGCUUUGGACCUACGUGGGGAAAAGAACGAAUUGUUACCUUCGCUUUGUCCUGGAGGGCCCUCUUUGACCUUUGACCUAAUGGCAGCACCUCCACUGGGCCGACUGGUGCUGACCCAUCUGCUGGUGGCCCUUUUCGGCAUGGGCUCCUGGAUUGCGGUCAAUGGGAUCUGGGUAGAGCUACCUGUAGUGGUGAAAGAGCUCCCGGAGGGUUGGAGCCUCCCUUCCUACCUCUCAGUGCUUGUGGCUCUGGGGAACCUGGGUCUGCUGCUGGUGACCCUGUGGAGGCGUCUGGCUCCCGGCAAGAGCGAGCGGAUCCCCAUCCAAGUGGUUCAGGGACUGAGCAUAGUGGGCACAGGCCUGCUGGCCCCUCUGUGGAGCAACAAGGCCCUGGUGGCAGGACAGCUCCACUCUGUGGCCUUCCUAACGCUGGCGUUUGUGCUGGCAUUGUCCUGCUGUGCUUCCAAUGUCACUUUCCUGCCCUUUCUGAGCCACCUACCGCCUCCCUUUUUACGGUCUUUCUUCCUGGGCCAGGGCCUGAGUGCCCUGCUGCCCUGCGUGCUAGCUCUGGCACAGGGGGUGGGCCGCCUGGAGUGCCUGCAUGUGCCUGCCAACGGCACCACCGGGCCUCCGAUCAAGGUGUCUCCCAUCAAUUUCCCUGAGCGUUUCUCUGCUGGCACAUUCUUCUGGGUGUUGACGGCCCUCCUGGGCACUUCAGCCGCCGCCUUCCAAGGCCUCCUGUUACUACUGCCGUCCCCACCACCUGAAGCCACGAUGGGUACCGGGCUUCGGGUAGAAACACCAGGAACAGAGGAGGAAGAGGAAGAGGAAGAGGCCUCACCAUUGCAGGAGCCACCAGGCCAGGUGGCAAGCAUUGUUUCCAGCCCAGACCCUAAGGCCCAUCGGCUGUUUUCUUCCCGAAGUGCCUGUCUACUAGGGCUGCUGGCUAUCACCAACGCCCUGACCAACGGUGUGCUGCCCGCUGUACAGAGCUUUUCCUGCCUGCCCUAUGGGCGACUGGCCUACCACUUGGCUGUCGUACUGGGUAGCUCUGCCAAUCCCCUUGCCUGCUUUCUGGCCAUGGCAGUGUUGUGCAGGUCUCUGGCAGGGCUGUAUGGCCUCUGUCUGCUGGGCAUGUUCUUUGGCACCUACCUGAUGACACUGGCAGUCCUAAGUCCCUGUCCCCCUCUGGUGGGCACCUCAGCAGGUGUGGUCCUCGUGGUGCUUUCAUGGGUACUGUGUGCAGGCGUGUUCUCGUACAUCAAGGUGUCGACCAGUUCCAUGUUACACAGUGGAGGCCGGCCAGCACUGCUCGCAGCUGGGGUAGCUAUUCAGGUGGGCUCUCUGCUCGGCGCCGUCGCCAUGUUCCCUCCCACCAGCAUCUACCCUGUGUUUCGCAGUGGAGAGGACUGUGUGGAUCAGUGUGGCCCUUGAACCGGGUCGAGUAGGAGUUACUUCACACUUGUCUCCACCCGGAGGGGGCCACAGCGCCUGCGUCCCGUGGCCCAAGGUGGCCUCCUGACGCACAGAUAAUAUGGAUAUUUCACACUCCGUAAAGAGACCUGGCUUUUGAGGAAAAGACCAGGGUGAGGACCAAAGAGCAGGCCCAGACCCAGGGAUAGGUUGGGGCUGCAGCCUUUCCCCUGGGACCUCUGUGGGAUUUGCACAAUAAAACAUCUUCAUCCAAUGGGUUGGUAA